CUCCUCUUCCCCUCAUCCCGACCUGCGUACUCCAUCCCGUUGCGCUGGGCGCCGAGCCUGUCGCCCUCCGCCCGUUGCCGUCGCACCAUGCGCCUUCUACGCCUUUUGCUUUCUCUCGUGUCAUGUGUCUUGGCCAUCACACUACUGCUCUACAUCACUCUCCCCACCGCCUCGACUGACCUGUCCGACGGCCCCGUCGAACAAGGCAAGAAGAAGGGCAGGCUACGCGCCUUCUUCUCCUUCUCCGCCCCCUCGCUCUUCCCGCCCUCGGCCGUCAUCAGCCUCACCGACGACAACUCUACUUUCUUCCUUGCCCGACCUGCAGCGUUUGGGCCUCCGCUCCCCGCCAGAGGCUUGAGCGGCCAGCUAUGGACCGGAAGCGGCUUUGGGGGUGAUAACUUGGCACAUGGAGGUUUGACAGCAGGUGCCGAAGGCGAGCUCGGAUGCAGUGACGUGCCCGGCUGGAGCGAAGGAGGUGGCCAUGGGGGAACGGACGCGCAUCCAGACAUAGCGUCAAUAUUGGCUUCCAAAAAUGCUCCAAACACUGGUUCCACGGCGGGACCUUCUAGAAGGAGCGUGGUUGGCGGGCCUGCUGCUGUUGCCGCAGAGUCCAAAGACGGAGUCAAGGCGGUCAAAGAUGACGGUACCGAUGAAACUGAAUUGGAGGUCUGGGACUCUCGAGCCAAUGCACGUCGUCUUUCCAAGGGUGGAAAGGAACUUCCCCAGCACGCCGAUAUCCAGUCGCUCCAAGAGAGUGCCGAGAUAACUGGCAAGGUGGUUCUACUCAGCCGUGGUGGAUGUGGCUUCUUAGAAAAGGUAAAAUGGGCACAAAGACGAGGCGGAGUUGCCGUCAUCGUCGGCGACGACAUUCGAGGCGGUCCCCUGGUGACCAUGUAUGCACGAGGCGACACUUCUAACAUUACGAUACCCGCGUUGUUCACCUCGCACACGACAGCACAUCUUUUGUCAUCUUUGAUACCCUCGGGAGAAUUUAUCGAGGGGCUUGCUUCCGAGAACAUUGCUAAGCUGGGUCUUGGUAAUGGAAGCAAAGCGUCCAAAAGCGGCAAGACUGAGAAAUCUCGCCCAACAUUCACCCAGGCCAUAUCUUCUCCAACGUUCAGUCCCGCUGGGCGCACACCGAAGGAACCGUUUUCAGGCUCGAAGGUCCAUGGAGAUUCGACCAAGUCCGAACGGCCCGGCUGGAUUUCUUCAUUCCUUGGCAUCUUUGGGACUGGUUCCGAUCGUCAUGCCACUGGUGGAGAGAGCAGAAGGCCGCCAAGCAGCGGCAAUAUUGACUGGAUUCUUGUUGAAAACUGGGAAGAAGAAGAAACUGUGACCUCGAGUGCCAAGCCAACUUCAAAGUCGGCUACCAAAGCAAAGUCUACUCCUAACCACACGCUCAGAACGUCCUCAAAACCAUUCGGAGACGAUUUCGUCAUAGGCGUGCAGGAUUGGAGAGAUCCGGACUUGUUACCGCAACAGUCUAAACCCACUAACAGUGGAAGUUCGCCGGAGUCUUCGAACAAACAACCGUCCGGUACUUCCGAGCCUCAAGGAGGACACGUACUGCCUGGCAGUGGCGAGUACGCUGACCCCAGGUCAAAGCAUUAUAGGAAUGAUGAUGGAUCUUUCACAAAAGACAAGGCCUCUAAUGGUGGAGGGAAAGGUUGGUUGGGCAAUAUAUCCUGGCGCAAGCACGAUCAGAAAGACGGAGAGAUGAACGAGGAAGCGAUUCCUACCCCGCGAGUUUAUGGGAAGGCAAGGACCAGCUCUCUCACCACCAAAUAUGCAUCUUCAUAUACCCCGCAUGCUGCUGCUGCCAGCAUGCCCAAAGGCCAGGAUCGACACGAGGGUCUCUGGGUCACUCUCACCCCAACGAGCAUGUCCAGCUCUCCUUUCUUCGACACCUUGUUAGUAUUGGUAGUCUCACCCCUCAUCACCCUCACCGUUGUUUACGCCAUGCUCCUUCUCCGCUCCCGCAUCCGUCGCCGUCGAUGGCGCGCCCCAAAAUCCAUCGUCGAGCGUCUUCCCGUUCGCACAUAUCACACCCUCUCCUCCCACAGCAGCAACUCUUCCAACAGCCUAGUUGCUACUCCCAAUCCUGCGGCUGCAUCUUCGCGCACACCAUUGCUGCAGGGUAAUUCUUCUGCCCAUGCCUCGACAUCCCGCCCUAGGCCAAGGAGCAGGACUGCCUCGGAAAUCCCUAGCCGCCGGGAUCGGUCAACUUCUCCUACGACUGCCGCGGAUGAAGAGAAGGGCGAAAGCGGCCUCGCGGCCUGGCGCCGGAAGUACGGUGGCCGGCAAAAGGAAUGCGUCGUCUGCCUGGAAGAGUAUGUCGACGGCGUAAGCAGAGUCAUGAGCCUGCCAUGCGGCCACGAAUUCCACGCAGAGUGCAUCACGCCCUGGCUCACGACCCGCCGACGCACUUGCCCCAUCUGCAAAGGUGACGUCGUACGCAGUCUCUCCAACGAACAAGAGGGGGGCAGUGUAGCAUCCGCCUCCUCCUCAACAACAUCAUCCUUCUCGACGCACGGCUCGCCCGCCCCUUCCAGUACCUUCAGCGCCGCCGCCGCUCACGAAGACCUCCAUGCAGCUCCACGGCUGGUGGAAGAGACCGAGGAGAGUCUAUACGAGGAUGAUGAUGGCGGCGACGACCUAGAACGCGGCGGCGACGACCAUACCGGCGAGGAGCACACAGGGUUCGGCGCAUGGAUUAGGGACGGCUGGGCCGAGGUUACGGAUUGGUGGUGGGGAGGGAACAGCAAUGGACGAGGGAGGCGUCGGAGCAGGAGGGGCGAAGAAGCGCGCGAAGAUGAGGACGACGAGCUGUUGGAUCGGGAUCGUUAGGGCGUGAGUGGAGGAAAGGCGUGGUGGGUGCAGGCCUGGCGAGUUCUUCUGGGUAGGACGCUCGCGCCUCUCUACCUUUCUUCUCCUCUUUUCUUCUUGGAGUGAGAAGGGGG
This is a messenger RNA of Aplosporella prunicola CBS 121167, 2960 nucleotides long. RefSeq lists its product as uncharacterized. Gene Ontology annotation, molecular function: zinc ion binding. The transcript is spliced from 2 exons. The record is from RefSeq and is a predicted model, not a curated record. Lineage: Eukaryota; Fungi; Ascomycota; Dothideomycetes; Botryosphaeriales; Aplosporellaceae. The coding region runs from base 88 to 2847 and encodes 919 amino acids.